This is a messenger RNA of Mirounga angustirostris (Northern elephant seal), 5586 nucleotides long. RefSeq lists its product as uncharacterized. NCBI's taxonomy places the organism in Eukaryota, Metazoa, Chordata, Mammalia, Carnivora, Phocidae. The transcript has 7 exons. The coding region runs from base 4870 to 5580 and encodes 236 amino acids. The record is from RefSeq and is a predicted model, not a curated record.
GAGGUCUUCAUGACCUUGGCCGUGCACGCGGAGGUGGCAGCUGUGGGGGGGCGGGGAGCGUGAUCUAGAGCACAUGGGAGAAAAUGGGAACAUCAUGAGCAUGCAUUCUCUGUAUGCUGUGUGCCGUUUCCUCACGGACCGUUCCUGUCUCCUUAGGAUUUUCAUGUCCAAACUGCUAUUUUGUAGUAUUUGUAAAACCUGCUUAAUGUCCUAAGUAUAGUUCCUUAAUACCUCGGCCUUAGGAAUAUCUGAGUUCUUUACCAAAUCUACUUACUGUCAUCCCACCUGAAAUCCUUUUACUCUCUGGUUCUUUACUGAGCCUCUGGCAAGAUGCACAGAGGGGUGGUUGCAGACCCUGUGAGCCACAAGAGGGAGAAGGUGAGCUCCGGUCUUAAACGGGAACCGGCCGAGUGGGUAGGCUUCCCCUGUGGGAGCUGGGGCAGCAAUGGCCAGCCCUAAAAUUGAGUGUUUGUAGCAAGAGGGUGGUGGUAGCAGGUCCAUACGGGGUUUGGAGGCUAAGGUCACGUACAAUGACCAUGGCUAACCUAGGGGAAGGGCUGGGAGAGAAGGAGUUGCAUGUCCUGGGGAAGGUUGGUCCCCUGGCGCCCUUGCAGCUGCUGCCUGCCUCCUGAAUGGUAAUCAUAUUUAAUCUUCUGAGAAGUUUCUGGCCUCAGACAAGCAGGGAUUGCUUACGUUGAGGCGUCCAUACUUGAUUCCAGAUUUACCUCCAAAACCCAGGCUUUCUGGUGUUUUGCUGCUUAGUGAAAGAUGUUACCAGCUGGGAGGAAGUGUGAGGUUUUCACACUAAAAAGAAUGCCAAGAAGGGCAAAAGGGAAGUUUUCUAACGUGUUUCCUGAGUCGAGUAAGAAUGCUGAAGAUGGCAUUAGACGCAGGAUCCACAGAGGACCUCUGUACGUGAUCUCCCACCUGAGUUACUUGAGGCAAAGGUGUUCUGUGGAUCUGGAAGCACCACCCAGUGACCCUGUUUGGAACCCGGACCACGAAGAAGAUGGAUGCUCCGCACAGAGGGUGAGGAGCCAGCUGACGCAAGAACAUGGUGGACUCAAAAUCCAGUGUUGCUUCACGGCUCCGCCGAGGAGGGACAGACUGGAAGAGGUGAAGGCUGGUCCCGGGUUACAGGGUUGUAGGCAACCAGCAAGGAAGCAACAAAAAUGGAAUGCGAACAAGACGUGAAUGUAGCAAAGUCCUAAAAUCCGUAUGCAAAAACCAACUGAACUUAGGUCAACAUCAAACAAUUGUUAAAUGUUUAAAGCUUCAGGGGUGCCUGGGUGGCUCAGUCGGUUGUGUAUGACUCUUUAUUUCGGCUUAGGUCAUGAUCUCGGUCGUGACAUCAAGUGCCAAAUCGGGCUCAAGGGGGAGUCUGCUUGAGAUUCUGCCCCUUUCCCUCUGCUGCUGCCUGCCACCCCAGCUUGCUCGCUCUCUCAAAUAUUUUUUUUAUAUAUAUAUAUUUUUUAAAGAUUUUAUUUGAGAGAGAGAAUGAGAUAGAGCAUGAGGGGGGGAGGGUCAGAGAGAGAGGCAGACUCCCCGCUGAGCAGGGAGCCCGACGUGGGACUCGAUCCAGAGACUCCAGGAUCAUGACCUGAGCCGAAGGCAGUCGCUUAACCAACUGAGCCACCCAGGCACCCAAUCUUUUUUUUAUAUUUUUUUGAGAGAGCACAAGCAGGAGGGAGAGGGAGCCCGACUCUUUUACAAAAAAAAUCUUUAAAGAAAAAGUUUCUUUAAAAAAUUAAGAUUUUAUUAGUGCACAAAAUGGGGGAGGAGCAGAGGGAGAGGGAGAAGCAGGCUUCCCAUGGAGCAGGGAGCCCGACGCGGGGCUCGAUCCCAGAACCCCGGGAUCAUGACCUGAGCCGAAGGCAGAUGCUUAAUGACGGAGCCACCCAGGCGCCCCCAAAAUGGGUGGAUUUUAAUGGUAUGUUUUACUUAAAUAGCAAAUGAAAACAAGUAUGGGGGGCGCUUGGCUGGCUCAGUUGGAAGAGCAAGUGACUCUUGAUCUCGGGGUCUUGAGUUCAAGCCCCACACUGGGUGUAGAGAUUGCUAAAAAAAAUAAGCUUAAAAAAAUUACGGAAGGCAGUCUAAUGGCCAAAAGUGACCUCAAGCAAGUCUCUGGACUUCUCACGCCUGGGACCUCGUUUGUCAGUUAGAAUCCAUGAUGCCUGAGAGAAGCGUCCUGGCGCUUCCUAGGUAGUGGGCUUCACAGGGGCCUGGCGGGGAACAAGCGCUCCGAGACGCAGCUUUUCCUCGCCCGGACCCUCCGCCUCUAGGACCUUUCCCGCCAGUCCUGCGAGCUGCCCUCACCCGGGCUCGCUUCUACCACACAGUCCUGGGGGGUAAUGGAGCCCCAGCCUGAGCCGCCUGUCGUCCCGGAAGUCCCCCUCCACCGCCUCUGCUCUCAUCUUCAGCCUUCUCAAUUUUUAGUAGCGCCUCGCAUGCAGUCAACCAAGUGUGCCGGGAACAGCCACCGAGCACUAGCCCGGUGCAGCUGCGUGUGCCCCACGGAUGGACCAGCAUCAUCGCAGAAGACACGACAGCAAGGAGGGGCUCUGCUGGCGGGGCGGGGCCUGCAGAAGCUUCUAGAAGGCGCUCACUGCUGACAGAAAGCUGACCUGAUGGCAACAAAGAGGAGAGGGGACAAGGGACCGUGUGCCUCGCCAGGCUUGAGAGCCUGGACCCUCAGCCUGGGGAAGGGACCGGCGCACAGGCUGAGUGCCGAGAGAGCUGGAGGGUGACCGUGGCUAACUGUGCCCUGGACGCUGGCCAUUAGCCCCGGCCGAGGCCCGGGACCGGACGGAGACUCUGGCUGGCAGCGCAGCUGGUGGGAAGGCGGUAGCCGGCGGGCAGCCCCCGCAAAGGAGCGGGGCCCGUGCCCACUUCCUGAGGCAUGUCUUUCCCACCAGGAACUGGUAAGCACUUCCACCACAUUGGUGUUGUCUCGUCUUCAAGCCAGGUGGCCCCUUCCAUGCUGGCGCACCCUGUCCCAGCUGCAGAGGGUGGCACACGGGGCCUCCGGCGCCGAGGAAGGCCCGUCGGAGGUGAGAGUGCGCCAACUCCCCGCGGGGCGUCCCCCCUGCAGCGCCCAGGCUGGGGACUGAGUGCGAUGGAAGCUCCAGGCUCUGCUCUGCCUCCCAAGGUGGCGGCUCAGGAAGCGCUGACCCGCCUGGGCGUGAGUUUGGGUUACAGACGUUUCUCCCAGAUACGCAGGACAGCGUCUGGCAUGUGGCAGCCUAUCAAGUCUUUGUUAAUAGAUUGGCCAAAGCACUUCGGUUUACAAACACUCUCCGUUUCUACUUUCUUCUAUUUUUUCUAACUUUUAUUUUGGGAUGCCCUAAACACAUGCAGAAGUAGAGGGAGAGAGACUAAGAAGUGUUGGUGAGGAUGUGCAGGAACUGGGACUUCCUACACGGCUGCUGGGAAUGUGGAGCCGAGCCGUUCUGGGAAGCAGUCUGGCAAUUGCUCAGAAAAUUAAACAGAGACCUACUGUCGGGUCCGAUGUCUACCCAGGAGACAAGAACACGUCCACAAAGACGCACACACACACUUCCAUGGUGUUUGUCACAAAAGCCAAAAGGUGGGAACAAACCACAUGUCCAUCAACAGGGGUACAGAUAAACCGAACGUAGUGAUCCAUACAGUGGAGUAUUAUUCCAAAUACUGUAUUCUUGUCAUAAAAAGGUACAUAAGAAGUACCAAUUCAUGCCACACUGGGAACAAAACUGGGCAACAUGCUAAGUGAAAGAACCCAGUCACAAAAGGCCACGGGUGUAUUGUAUGAUCCCAUUUAUUUAUUUAAAAGAUUUUAUUUAUUUAUUUGACAGAGACACAGUGAGAGAGGGAACACAAGCAGGGGGAGCGGCAGGCAGAGGGAGAGGGAGAAGCAGGCUUCCCGCUGAGCAGGGAGCCCGAUGGGGGGCUCGACCCCAGGACCCCAGGAUCAUGACCUGAGCCGAAGGCAGACACUUAACGACUGAGGCACCCAGGCGCCCCAAUAAAGCUGUUAUUUUUAAUAUUUAUUUAAAGAUUUUAUUUAUUUGUCAGAGAGAGAGCACAAGUAGGGGGAGCGGCAGAAGGAGAAACAGACUCCCCGCUGAGCAGAGAGCCCGAUGCAGGGCUCGAUCCCAGGACCCCGGGAUCAUGACCUGAGCUGAAGGCAGACAGACACCCAACCGACUGAGCCCCACAGGCAUCCCUUGUCUUGUUUUUCAAUUGUGGUAAAAUGUACAUAACGUACAAUUGCCCAUUUUAAGCGUACAAUUCAGUGGCACUAACUACAUUCAAAAUGUUGUGCAACCAUCACCACCAUCUAUUGCGAAACCGUUUUCAUAUCCCAAAGAGAAACCCUGUCCAUAUUGAGCAAUAACCUGCCCAAAAUGGUCUUCAUGCCCUUCUGCACCAGGUCAAAUCCCAUUGCCCAGCCCCAAGGACGGGUCGCAUGCUUCAGAAAAGCCCCGGCCACAGGCUCCUUGCACCCUUUCCCCUCAACGAUUAGUUCAUGGCCACUCUGCCCACGAAGGAAGGCGCGUGCCCAGCGUGGCUCCCACCAGCCCAGCGCACCGGACAUUUGUGACUGAGUAACUGGCAGAACUUCCUGGUCUGAUGGAUUCUGAUACAAGCCCAGUUGAUUUGGAAAGGUUGACUCACAAAUACAAGAACAGCGUCUCUCGGCAAGGCUCCCCUCUUGGAAGCUGGCUUUCUGGACUUCACCUCCACUUUCCAUUUGCAGCCCCCCACUCCUGGAUGCUCCUGGAUUCCAGGGCCUGGCGCGUUCCUUCCCACGAGGAUUCUUGAGGAAAACAAGUGACAUGAAAGUCCACGGAGUGAAGUGAAAAGUCCAUCCUAACCCGCCCCCCAGCCAUGGCGGGCCUGAGGCGCGGCCGACCCGCCUGCAUCAGGGCAGCGUUCAGCUCCGCCAGCGCCUGGGCCGGCUUCGGGAAGAGGCAGAGAACCACACUCCAUCGCUUCAAGGCCAAUCACAAAAAGAACCACAUGGACUUAAUUGAAGGUAUCUGGAGAGAGUUUUUAGAUCCUUUCGAUGGCGAUUCAGAAGAUCCCCCCGGUCGUCCGGCCUCCAGCUUCAGAGACUGUUCUCCGGGUGGCGUGAACGGUACCGUGCCUUCCCCUGCACUCAGGUGCGGGAGUCCGGGAGAAGUUAGCUUAGAAGACCCCCUCUCGUCAAAAGCCCCAGACCUCCUCCUGAAAGCUGCCAGCUGGGGCCCCACAUCCCCGGAGGCCAACGACGUGGAUAUGCAGCCCGCCGAGGCCAGCAGCCCUGAGGCCCGAGGGCGGGCAGCCCGGCGCUCUGGGUCACCGGAGGACGGGAGGAUGACGGAGGACGGGAGGAUGACGGAGGACCGGUGGCCCAGGGCAGCCGGCCCCGUCGUCCCGGCCGCGGGGCCCCCGGAGCCUGGCAGACACGCGCAGGGCCGAGCCAGAGCGGCGCGGCCGCCACCCAGACUCGGGAGCGAGAAGGACAAGGGGCCCAAGCUCACCCUCUCCAAGAGGAAACUGGAACUUUUACUUGCAGAGCCUGAGAAAAACAAGAGAAAGAAGCAGUAUGUGGCCUAGACCAAG